AUGGAAAAAAGCUUAAAAGUUCUCUGGGUUAUUUCCAUGAUCAUAACUCAACAAUUAACAUUAUUGGCCAAUGCCUCACAUUCUAAAACGAGGAUUGUGCCAGCUUUGUAUGUUUUUGGUGAUUCAACUGUAGACGCUGGAAACAACAACAACCUCAACACACUUGCCAAGGCAAACACAUUUCCCUAUGGCAUUGACUUCAAUAAUUGUUCCACGGGAAGGUUUAGCAAUGGCAAAACCCUUGNUGACCUUAUUGCUAUUAGAUUGGGUUUGCCAAUGCCACCUCCAUACUUAGGUGUGGACAAGUUUAUGAGACAUCAAGUAAUAAGAGGAAUUAACUAUGCAUCAAGCUCUUGUGGAAUAUUGAAUUCAACUAGAGUAGGGGAUUGUUUGUCUUUAGACAAACAAAUUGAAUACUUCACCUCAACUGUGGCCAACGAUCUUCCAAGAAACAUACAUAGCAAAACAAAACUAAGGCAUUACUUAGCCAAUUCCUUAUAUCUCUUAUCAAUUGGAUCUAAUGAUUACAUGUUGAAUUAUUUCAAGUAUCCAAAUGGAACCAAGAACAAUCUAAAUCCAGAAAAGUAUGCAGAUUACCUACUUGAACAACUGGUUUCACGUAUCAAGAAAAUUUAUGAUCUUGGAGCUCGAAAGUUUGUGGUAAGUAGAAUUGGUCAAAUUGGUUGCACACCAGUAUCUGUUGUAAGGACACCAUAUUCCCAAAAAUGCAAUGAAGAUAUAAAUCAGAAGGUUAAACACUACUCAAACAAACUCCCUGGGAAGCUACAAGAUUUGCAAACUCAACUCUCACAUUCACAUUUUAUUAAUUUGGAUAAUUACAAUUUCACCCAGAAAAUAAGAAAUUCUCCUGAAAGCUAUGGGUUUAGAUAUAUUUUUGACUCUUGUGUCCAAGGAAGGAAACCUUGUGCAAACCGGAAUGAAUAUUAUUUUUUUGACUUUGCUCACCCUACUGAAGCUACAAAUAAAAUAUAUGCAAAUGAGUGCUUUAGUGGAACCCAAUUGUGCCUUCCUUACAAUAUUAUGAAAUUAAUUCAUGCAAAUUAA
Vigna radiata var. radiata (mung bean) is the source of this 1065-nucleotide messenger RNA. RefSeq names its product GDSL esterase/lipase At1g71691-like. Gene Ontology annotation, molecular function: hydrolase activity, acting on ester bonds. NCBI's taxonomy places the organism in Eukaryota, Viridiplantae, Streptophyta, Magnoliopsida, Fabales, Fabaceae. The transcript has 5 exons. Bases 1 to 1065 code for a protein of 354 amino acids. The record is from RefSeq and is a predicted model, not a curated record.